UGCCUCGACAGUAUUUUCUCUGGCUGGCACGUUGGUUGCCCGACAGAAGCAUGUUCAGCAGAGCCCAGUCAACAAUCGUUCACCCCAUCCCUUACACCGGUCCAUCACCGUGGCGUUUUGGAAGUGUCAUCUUUCUCGGCUUCUUCCUCAAACUCUUGGGAAUUCUCUUCGUCUUCUUCGGUUUCAACAUCAUCACCCCUGAACUGCGACUCGUUGGAUUCGUCCUCAUCCCACUGGGUAUCUUCAUCUUCACCGGAGGCAUCCUGUGGGGAGCCAUGGAAGGCUGGAAGUAUCGAGCAACCAUUAUGACCAUCCACGCCUGGGAUCCUCUGGCAACAACGGGGAUGUUCCUGCACGGCGGAAACACAUCUUCUGUAACUGUGGUGGAAGACAGCAGGGAAGGGGUACACUCCGCCUCACCCGUUGAGCCAAACAGCCCCCUGGUGGGUCUACAACCGGUCAACUUUACGAAACAGGGUGCAAUUCAGUUGUACGCGACGUGAUACGAGCACGUCCGCAUUGUUUGGAAUCUGCGUCAAUGAACGUUUGUGCCACAGCUAAGACAAUGGAUGUGGAUACCAGUGUGUCAGUCUUGCAACGACGGCAACGAAUGCUCACGAUUAGAACUACCAGUUGAUUAAAACAAUAGAUGUUCA
Messenger RNA from Ornithodoros turicata, 656 nucleotides. RefSeq lists its product as uncharacterized. Lineage: Eukaryota; Metazoa; Arthropoda; Arachnida; Ixodida; Argasidae. The transcript has 3 exons. The coding region runs from base 51 to 503 and encodes 150 amino acids. The record is from RefSeq and is a predicted model, not a curated record.